AUAGUUGAAAUGUGGAAACUGGGUCCUGGGCUGUGGAUAGCACCCAGGCAGAGGCUGCAGCUAGAGAGGGUUGAUUGAAUGCAUUUGGCUGAGGACAACAACUAAUGCGUUUUUUUUCCUCUGGUCCUAAGUGAGGUCUUUUGGUACUGAAGACCGUCCCACAGAUAGGCCUGCCCCUCCGAGAGAGGAAAUUUACGAGUACAUCAUCUUCCGGGGAAGCGAUAUCAAAGACAUCACGGUGUGUGAACCUCCAAAAGCUCAGCAUGCGCUCCCUCAGGACCCUGCCAUCGUCCAAUCUUCCCUGGGCUCGGGCUCCUCCUUCCAGCCGCACGUGCCUUACAGCCCCUUCAGAGGGAUGCCGCCCUACAGCCAGCUGGCGGCCAGCUCCCUGCUCAGUCAGCAGUAUGCAGCUUCCUUGGGUCUAGGAGCUGGUUUUCCAUCCGUCCCAGUUGGCAAGAGCCCCAUGGUGGAGCAGGCUGUCCAGACUGGCUCUCUUGAUAACCUGAAUGCCAAAAAGCUGUUACCCGGUGGCAAGGGCACUGUGGGGGUGCAGCUCAAUGGGCGCCCGGCCCCGCCCAGCGGCAAGAGCGCCAGCGAUGUAGUUCAGCCAGCCGCUGUGCAAACGCCAGGGCAGGUGAACGACGAGAACAGGAGGCCCCAGAGGAGGAGAUCAGGGAACAGACGAACAAGGAAUCGCUCCCGAGGGCAGAGCCGUCCAACUAACAUCAAGGAGAACACGAUCAAAUUUGAGGGUGAUUUUGAUUUUGAGAGUGCAAAUGCCCAGUUCAACCGAGAGGAGUUGGACAAGGAAUUUAAGAAGAAGCUCAAUUUCAAAGAUGACAAAGCUGAGAAAGGGGAGGAAAAGGAUCCAGCAGUGGUGACCCAGAGUGACGAGGCCCUUGCUGAGGAGGACCACCUGGGGCCCAAUUGCUACUACGACAAGUCCAAGUCCUUCUUUGACAACAUCUCCUCUGAACUCAAGACCAGUUCCAGGCGGACCACAUGGGCUGAGGAGAGGAAGCUCAACACGGAGACCUUUGGGGUGUCGGGAAGGUUUCUUCGUGGCCGUGGAUUCCGGGGUGGAUUGCGAGGGGGCAGGGGCAGCGGCACCACCCGGCGCAACCCGACUUCCCACAGAGCCGGGACUGGCCGGGUGUGAAGCAGCAGCUGGAGGCUCUUGUGGAAGCAGCGGCAGAGGCGAAGCUGAGUGAGGACGCUGCACUUAACUGGGCAGACAGACAUUGUGUCAUUGUUUACUGCUUUUGUUUUGGAUGUCACGGAACUUGGAUAUACUUGGAUAUGGUCCAAGUUAGAACUGCUUAUGUUCGGGGAGCGUUUAGGGAGACCUCUCUGAGGUCUCUGGGUCUUUCCUCUUUAGUUAUGCACAGUCUAACCUAAGGUUUUGGUGUUUUGCAAAAUGGUUUCUAGAGCGAAAGCUUGAUCCUCACUUUGUAUAUUUUUGACAGCUUUGACUUUUAAAGUGGAACCAAAUCUCAUUUGGCCAUGUGGCAGCCAGGCACAGCUCUGUCACCCACUGGCACUGGUGCUGCUGGCCUGCACCCCCACUGCCACUGGUGGGGUCUAAGGAGCAAGGCAGGGCCAGCCCAGGGGGUGUGGGGUCGGUGUGCCCUGGGCAGGGAACAUGGGGGUGCCACAGAUCAUGUUUUGUGAGCAGACAGACCGCCUGAUGUCCAGGGUGGUGGUUUCAAGGUUGGGGUCUGACAGGGUGAGGAGGCACUCUUGGAGGCACAAGAAGGGGCCUUGGACACGAACUGGGAACUGUUUGUUGCUCAGAGCCUGGCUUCCAUAAGAAUUGGGGUUUGGGUGACAUCCCCACCCUUUCUGCCCUGCCAGCCCCUGCCUUGGCCAGUGUUGGACUCCAGCCACUGUUCGAGUCUCAUUCUCUUGGAAGUGAGCCAGUCUUUUUUGUAAGCUCGGCUGACCGAGCAUAUUCCUCGGAGUUGUACAUAGUUGUGUUUGUUUUGUAGAUGUGUGGAGGGAGGUGGGAUAUAAACUGUUGCAUGAGUAAGUGGGUCAGCUUAGUACAGCAUGCACCCCUGAUGACAGGGCAUCGUGGUGAACAUAAGCACCUUGGUAACUAAAUGCCUAAAUAGCUAUAAAGAUUUUGGUUCUGUAUUGAUUAAGUUAGUGUAAAAGCUUGGGUUUAUUUUUGUAGGAUUUAAUGGCUAAGAAUUAGAACGUAGCAGUGGGGCUACUCUGUCGGAGUAAUGUAAAUUGUAAUUAAAAUAAACACACAAACUUUAAAACCUUC
Miniopterus natalensis is the source of this 2272-nucleotide messenger RNA. The record is from RefSeq and is a predicted model, not a curated record. NCBI's taxonomy places the organism in Eukaryota, Metazoa, Chordata, Mammalia, Chiroptera, Miniopteridae.